GUUGCUGUCCUUCCCAGUCGGUUCCUCGCUUUCUCCCUCGUUGCACUUAGGGUUCUUGGUCUGAGAAUUCUCGCGCCGAAGGGUCAACCAGCCCAAUCAGCUCGUCACCAACUGUCCCCGCCUCCUUUGAUGGCGAAACCAGGUUACUGAGACAGUACAGCUACCUCUAGAAACCUAGGGCCGUGUACAUAGUGCCCGUCCACCUUUCUGAUGGCGUCUGCCUCCGCGCACAAACAUGAGAUGGAUAUUGCUGCCUACACCGACGGCCUGGAGGCCCGCGCAUCUAUCUGUAUCUUUGUACCUGACGCACCACUGCCGACCCAACUCCACCACUACGCACGCCUCGCGGCGGGACACGAGGUUGUGCUCGUGCACGAGCUGUUGGCGAACGCCCCGGCAGAUAGGGCGUGGCGCCGCCGGGGCUUGCUGGUCUUGUGCCGUGCUUGGCUCCGGAGGUCACGGCUGAGGCAAGAGGACGGCGGCGACACGCGCGGUGGAUUGUCUCGGAGGACUCGCAGUCGCGCGAAGCUGGCGAGAUCAGACGCGGUCGGCGCGGGAUGUCGGAGCGGCACCCCGGAAGGUGGCACCGGUGACGAGUGGAGAAGUGCCUCGAGGCGAGUGGUGGAGCUGGAGGAGGGCAUAUUCAGAUCAGUCGUGGGAUUCCUGUGA
This is a messenger RNA of Ectocarpus sp. CCAP 1310/34, 669 nucleotides long. NCBI's taxonomy places the organism in Eukaryota, Phaeophyceae, Ectocarpales, Ectocarpaceae. The record is from the annotation of a GenBank genome assembly.